Acaulospora colombiana is the source of this 503-nucleotide messenger RNA. The record is from the annotation of a GenBank genome assembly. NCBI's taxonomy places the organism in Eukaryota, Fungi, Glomeromycota, Glomeromycetes, Diversisporales, Acaulosporaceae.
AUGGCGCAGAAUGGGGAUGCAGAGUCGGGAGUACCAGACGAAUGGAUGUAUAUUAUGUUGAUUGGCGAUCCAGCAGUGGGCAAAGCCUCCAUCACUAGGCGGUAUAUCGAUGGCGCACCACCUCCACCAUCUGAUGAUAUGGAAUCCUUUCGUGUAUGUAAUGGAGCGUUCUUUCUCCCACUCGAUUCGUCGCCCAUCCAUCCUAACGGGCAACGCAGGCGCCAACCAUGUAAAAGAGUUAGAGUGAAUUGGGGAGAUCGCAUGCCAGAGAUGGUCCUAAUGAAAUUCUUCUUUAAUGAGGUACCCGGAUCCUACACAUUUCCACGAGACCAUGAAUACUGGAGCGAACAAUUUUCAUCUCCCACCGAGAAACUCAUAGAAUCGCCAGUGGCACCCAUUAGUACAGCAUUAUUCUUCGGGGAGGCGAUGGACGCGGCACGUCAAAUUGGUGCCAUAGAUGCACUCACAGCCAGACGAGCGGACGGGUAUUUGUUAGUCAGGGG